GAAGUCAUCCAGCUGGACAGGUGAGCUACCUGUCGGCCCCAGUCCGUCAGAAGACAUGUGACGUUGCGCAUCCACAGAUUUGAGGAAACUGGCAAAUUGUGUCUCUCGCUCCAGGAAACAACUUUAUUAAUUCACCGGUCGAUUUUUCCGGAUCUUCAGAUAUGGAUAAAUUAAAAUCGGUUUUGAGUGGCGAAGAGGCGCGCAGAGAAGACAGAAAUAUUUUACAGACUGCCAAUGAAGCCUCGACUCUUGGCUGGGGAACACGUGUGAAGGGAUUCAUCGCCUGCUUUGUGGUGGGGGGCGCUUGCACUAUUUUGGGAGUGUGUAUGCUCUUCCUCCCCAGGAUUGGCCUCAUUCUCUUCAUCGUCUUUUACACCUUUGGGAACCUAUGUGCUCUGUGCAGCACCAUGUUUCUGAUGGGGCCACUGAAGCAGCUGAAAAGGAUGUGUGACAAAACAAGAGCGCUGGCCACCACAAUUAUGAUUACCUGUCUUGUGUUGACUCUCUGCGCAGCCUUCUGGUGGAAGAACUUUGGACUCGCUUUGUUAUUUUGCAUCUUACAAGUCUUAUCAUUUACCUGGUACAGCCUGUCAUACAUCCCGUUUGUCAGGGACGCAAUAAUGAAGAUAGUGUCUAUGUGCUUGAAAUGAGCCCUGUCUUUGUACCGAAGGUUCAAUCUGGAUGAAGUGUUGUUUUUUUUUGUUUUUUUUUUUGCUUUUUAGAAAGGGGCAAAUCUUUUAUUGAAGUUGCUGCAACAGUUGCUUCAGAGCUUCUGUGACUCUUCCUCAUGCUGCACAUCCUCUGUUGAUAAGUGAACAAGACACAUGUUUUAUCUCUGAAGAUGCUUAUUUUACUUUUUUAUGCUUCAUUGAUUUAAUCACUGACAGAUUUUUUUUGGUACGCAUUAAUUACCUCUUGUUUAUACCAAAUUUAUUGAGCGUUGACUUAUUUUGUAAUAUGUGUAAAUAUUUGUAAUAAAUGAAAGUGUUACUGGUUUUGUGAAUGACCACA
Thunnus maccoyii (southern bluefin tuna) is the source of this 1011-nucleotide messenger RNA. RefSeq names its product SFT2 domain containing 2a (gene sft2d2a). The transcript is spliced from 8 exons. The record is from RefSeq and is a predicted model, not a curated record. NCBI's taxonomy places the organism in Eukaryota, Metazoa, Chordata, Actinopteri, Scombriformes, Scombridae. Gene Ontology annotation, biological process: vesicle-mediated transport. The coding region runs from base 162 to 650 and encodes 162 amino acids. Gene Ontology annotation, cellular component: membrane.